GGGGGGCGCUAUCGUCAUUUCACUCUUCAACAGCGCCAAACAAAACCCUAGAGUUCGAGCCAAACUUCAUAAAUCCUUCUUCUGUUGCCGCCUUCUUCUUCUAGCCUCACUGCCUCUCCACUUCCGCAAUGGCAUCGGAGAAGAAGCUGUCGAAUCCAAUGAGAGAGAUCAAAGUUCAGAAGCUCGUCCUCAACAUUUCCGUCGGCGAAAGCGGUGAUCGUCUCACCCGUGCCUCCAAGGUUUUGGAACAACUGAGUGGUCAAACCCCCGUCUUCUCCAAAGCGAGGUACACGGUUCGAUCCUUUGGCAUCAGGCGUAAUGAGAAGAUUGCAUGCUAUGUCACUGUCAGGGGUGAGAAAGCAAUGCAGCUUCUUGAGAGUGGGUUGAAGGUGAAGGAGUAUGAGCUUUUACGCCGGAACUUCAGUGACACUGGCUGCUUUGGGUUUGGUAUUCAAGAACACAUUGAUCUUGGCAUCAAGUAUGACCCGUCAACUGGCAUUUAUGGAAUGGACUUCUAUGUUGUUCUAGAACGACCAGGGUACCGUGUGGGUCGUCGCCGUAGAUGCAAGGCACGUGUUGGAAUCCAGCAUAGAGUUACAAAAGACGACGCAAUGAAGUGGUUCCAGGUUAAAUACGAGGGAGUGAUCCUGAACAAAUCUCAAAAUAUUGGAGCUUAGAAUUUCUCUUCAGGCAUAAUUGAGUAUUUUACUUCUGAGUUUUAUGGCAAACCGCGCUUUUAUUUGCUUUUCCCUGAACCAGGAGUGGCAUCACAUGUUUUUGUGUUUGUUAGAUUUAUUUUUCAGUUAUAGUGUUAAUCAUGUCUGGACUUUUGGUAUCUUUUCCAGAUGGGGGUAGGAAAUAUCAUUUUCUGGUUUCAGUUGGAGAUUUGUUUCAAAA
Rhododendron vialii is the source of this 897-nucleotide messenger RNA. Its product is annotated as large ribosomal subunit protein uL5z-like. Gene Ontology annotation, molecular function: RNA binding; structural constituent of ribosome. The transcript is spliced from 5 exons. Gene Ontology annotation, biological process: translation. The coding region runs from base 129 to 677 and encodes 182 amino acids. The record is from RefSeq and is a predicted model, not a curated record. Lineage: Eukaryota; Viridiplantae; Streptophyta; Magnoliopsida; Ericales; Ericaceae. Gene Ontology annotation, cellular component: cytosolic large ribosomal subunit; ribosome.